UUUUAUUAUAUCAUCAUCGUCGUUGAUCAGUUCACUAUUGUUUCCGCCGAAAUUUCGUUCACCAAUUACAACUGCUUUUCGGUGUUGUUUAUUACCCGACUUGCUCGGACGCUUUAAACUAAGUUAAUAUUAUCACAUUUCUGUGCUUUAUUAUCGUGUCGUUGUAUCGUGUAUGAGUGUUUUUUAUGCUUUGUGUUGUGAAUUUUCUAACGUAUUGACACCGCCAUCGUCUAUUUCAUACUCGUUUCGGAACCUUUCAUUGAUUCGAAGUGCCACCAAGUAGCAAAUCUUGGAAGCAUUGGAAACUCGUCCUUCCAUCAGUGGCUGCAUACUUGUAGGCGUUUCUGCCAACUGUUGUCACCGUCAUAUAGCGAGACAUUAUAUCGUGAUCUCGUUAUCUUCAAACGUGUUCUGCAAUAUGGAUACAGGUCAAGCUUGUUCACGAUCCUUGAAUUCCGGGAAUGUAAUCGCGUGCAGUGGUUCGUGCGGUCUUAUUUUCCACCACACUUGUGUGGGAUUAACCAAGCUUCACUACUCAACAUGGUCAGCCAGAGUAGGACUACUCUGGUUUUGUGAGUCAUGUCGGUUGAAUUUCAACCCUGCUAUGUACAACCGCGAGAAAACUAUUAUAAAAGCACUACGCGAACUGCUGAUACGGACGGACUCCAUGGAUACACGGUUAGGGAACUAUGGUGAUAAUCUUCGCACUAUAUACAAAACACUCUUUGGAUCACAACAGCAACUCAGGUAAACCAGUCAAUCGCAAGAUAAGUCAAUAUUUCUUCACAACAUCGACCAACUCAAUCUAGAUGACACAAUUGAUCCUAUUAAUCGCUCGAGAUCAUGUGACGAAUCAUCUUUCUUUGAAGUCCUGGAUGAAGUCAAUAGCUCAGUUGCACAGCAACCAGACAAACUAGUAGUGGGAAAUCGACGCGUAAAAAUCCUAUCGAACCAGCAGUCGAGAUCCACUACUCAGGCAAUUGCAUCCACACCCGCAGCAUCAAUUGGAAAACCGAAUGAAUUAUCCACAAACGAGUCUCUAUCCCAUGCUCCGAACGAAGGGUCGAACUCAGUUAUUUCCGGACAUCGAAACUUGCCCAACACCAGUGCCAGUGCCAAUGUUGUUCGGCAUAGUACUGGAACUUUGAAUGUUGCUAAAAUUAGACAGCCUCGUGAUAAUAUGGUAGAUUUCUACGUGACUCCAUUCACCCCAGACCAGAAAGAAGGUGACAUAAAACAACAUGUUCACGACAUCGCGAAUGUAGACCCAUCGUUGGUCAACGUGGUCAAACUGGUUCCUCGUGGGAAACGUUUCGAGGAUCUAUCAUUUGUCUCUUUUAAAGUGACUGUCCACGUUUUCAACCACGACCAAACAAACGGCCCUAUGUCAUCUCGUCAGAUCUCGUUAUAGAAUUAGCUAAAUCCGAUCAAUCACCGUCAACAUCAAUCAUCGAGGUCAACCUGGGACGCACACAAAUAGGCUCUAUGGACAGCCCUUAUCCUUUCGGCUCAGUCGAGCCAUAUCUCAUCGGUUCCUGCCACAGUCGUUCCGGCCCUGUGUUCGAUAAUGGAGAUAAGGCUGUCCAGCCUGUUCCGUCAGGCAAGUAUCAAAAUUUUCCGAACAGAUCAACCCCUGAUUCGUUGCUCGAUUUCAGCAAUACACUGCUCAAUCGUCAGGCCUCAAGAAUUUCUGCGCAAUACGCUUCAACUCCGGGACGCAACGAAACUGGCCACAUGGAAACCCCUAAUUCAGCAGUCGUCCUGGCCCUGUGUGUGAGAUCGGAGAAGGGGUCUUCCACCCUGCUAUCAUUGCGUCUCAAUCAACUGUCACGACAGAGGGUCCGAUUGUCCACGCACCACGCCAUCAAUCAGCGUCAGAAACGGUGUGGCUCAACCUGUUCAUGAAAAUUUAUCUGUCUACUACCAGAACGUCAGAGGUCUAAGCACUAAAACGACACAACUGAAACUGAAACUGUCGUGCUGUGACUACAAUAUAAUCGUCUUUAUCGAAACGUGGCUCAGGUCCGAUAUCAGCAACACAGAGCUCACAUCGGAUUACACAGUAUUCCGGUGUGAUCGCAACGAGUCUACUAGUGACCUUUCGAGGGGUGGUGGCGUCCUUGUCGCUAUGAAAAGUAAAUUGCACUGCACGACGGUUUCCCUAGUUGAAUGCAUUCAGUUGAAACAGGUUGUUGUAAAAAUAACACUUCCUCAUCGUUUGCUGUUCAUCUCUGCUAUUUACCUUCCUCCGGGCUCCGAUGUUGGGCUAUAUUCGACCCACGCUGUGGCUGCUCAAAACAUAUCGGAUCUGUCAUCCCUCAACGACGUUAUUCUGCUCAUUGGGGAUUAUAAUCUUCCUUCAUUUACCCUCUAAUGCAUCCAAUGAGCAAGAGACAAAUCUAGUCGAUUACAUCUCGGCGU
Messenger RNA from Toxorhynchites rutilus septentrionalis, 2421 nucleotides. RefSeq lists its product as uncharacterized. Bases 1486 to 1905 code for a protein of 139 amino acids. The record is from RefSeq and is a predicted model, not a curated record. The transcript is spliced from 2 exons. Lineage: Eukaryota; Metazoa; Arthropoda; Insecta; Diptera; Culicidae.